AUGUGUCUCUUACUAUGUCAUUUCAUGUCGGUCUUCGCUUGCUCUGUGGUUUAUACUGAGGAAGUGCUUGACGGUCACAGUCAUUUUCUCAGACACUGUUGAACGAAGUGUGUGCUGCUGCAGAAUCUCUGAGAUGGAACGAAGCACGGGAGAGGUCUCCACAAUGCAGACAAACCUUAAAGACCACUACAUGAAUAUUACUACAGCUAGACAGGCCUUGAGGGACAGCUACCAAAACCUGCUAAGUGUUGCAGACUACUGCGAGACAAACUACGUGGAGGCUUCUGACAAACAAAAAGCUCUGCAAGACACAAUGUCGCUAGUCACCCAAACGCUUGCAAGUGUGGCUUCCCAGGUGGUGAUAGCAUCACGUAAUGUGCUUUGCAUGUUGGAAGAGCAGGGCAAUAUUCUUGUUCAAGAAGAAAUUAAACUCCACUUCAUGUCUCAGCUCCUAGAUAUCCACUCCGAAAAAGUUUCUCGUCAUAAAAUUGGCCCUUUGACUACCAGAAAGAGAUUCCCACAUGCCGAAAAAAUUCUAAGUGAGGAGAAGCCAGGACGACCAACUACGUAUACCAGGAAUCCACUUAAUUUUAAAAGCCUGGAUAAUAUUGGUCACGGAGUUAUGGAUUUGGAUUCACAAUUUUCGAAAACUGGUACCAUGUCUCGUAAGGCUAGCACAAAAUUGCUGACACAGUCUCAAGGCUCCUUGGGGAGAAGUUCUCGAGCAAAAGAUGUUCUUCCACCCCUGAUCCCAGAGGGUAAAUUUCCAUCUCCAUCAACACCUCCAAUUCUGAAUGCAUCGUCUCCUCUGUCUCCGGUAUCACCUCAUCUUUACAACUCGGUCGAUGACUUCCCUCUACCCCCACCCCUAUCUCUGCCAGGAAUAUCAGGGCCAGAGUUCCCUGCCCCAUUGGAGCUGAAUGACUUCCCUCCUCCCAUGACUUAUGAUAUGAAUGGCUUGUGGCUUCCUGGUCCCAUAGAAGAAGAAACGCCGUCAUCUCUUCAGGAGUACAGUGAUUCCCUCCCUCCACCUCCUGAUUGUGAAAUAAGGAAUGGUUUGUGGCCAUCAGCAAAUGUACCUGAUCUUCAAGCGUCAUAUCUGGAUUACCUUCCUCCUCCCCCAGAUUUCUGAAACACUGCACAUUAUACCAGAGUAUUUACCAGCAGAGACAAUCAUUUUUGUUUCUUUGUCCACCCCGGAGCCCUUCAAAGCAAAGCAGAAGGUUUUUAGGCAGAUACGCCUCUUGCUGACCCAGGAUAUUUCUCUUUAUCAUCCAUCAAGUCGUAUUGCUUUGUCACAUAAUAAUCUAAAUAUCUCUGAUCUUGAAAAGUCUACAUUUUGUGCUCUGGUGCUCUGACCUGGAACUGCUUUAACCCUUGCAGGUUAUUCAAUAAACUCAGAAUUUUCAUAAACUACAUCCGAUUGGCAAAACUGAGGCCCAAAUAGUCAAGUUCCAGAAUUUCAACAGUUUGUCUAUAUUUGCUUAAGUGUUGUCAUUCAGAACAAAUUUGUGAAAAUUGAGAGUUUA
Molecule: messenger RNA, 1529 nt
Organism: Pelobates fuscus (common spadefoot toad)
Lineage: Eukaryota; Metazoa; Chordata; Amphibia; Anura; Pelobatidae
Gene: ABI3
Product: ABI family member 3
Exons: 9
Coding region: 134-1132 (332 amino acids)
Biological process (GO): neuron migration
Cellular component (GO): lamellipodium; actin-based cell projection; SCAR complex
Molecular function (GO): SH3 domain binding; signaling adaptor activity
Source: RefSeq, a predicted model, not a curated record